Messenger RNA from Ceratina calcarata, 1557 nucleotides. RefSeq names its product Branched chain keto acid dehydrogenase E1 subunit alpha (gene BckdhA). Gene Ontology annotation, cellular component: oxoglutarate dehydrogenase complex. The record is from RefSeq and is a predicted model, not a curated record. Gene Ontology annotation, biological process: branched-chain amino acid catabolic process. The coding region runs from base 156 to 1451 and encodes 431 amino acids. Gene Ontology annotation, molecular function: oxidoreductase activity, acting on the aldehyde or oxo group of donors, disulfide as acceptor. The transcript is spliced from 8 exons. Lineage: Eukaryota; Metazoa; Arthropoda; Insecta; Hymenoptera; Apidae.
AGCUGUUGUUUAUUCAAUGAAAAUGAAAUACCCACUACUCUUUCCUCUGUUUACGAUUAGCAUACGCUCGUUGCGUAAAUAUAGAAGUAAAACGGGCGAUCAACUGCGAUCGUCGAAACUCUAUUAACAGUAUCAAUUAAGUAAUUCAUCGAGCGAUGAUCGAAAGAAUGUUUUUCAAACGCUGUAAUCGAAUAUAUUUGAAAAAUGCGUUCAACCGCAUACAUCAACGGUUCUACAGUAAUAGAACCGAUAACGUUGCGAGCGAGCCUUGCUUCUUAGGAAUACAAACUGCAUUUACAAGCGAGCUGAAAUUUUUUAAUGAAAAAUCCUACGACCCUUUGCCUACAUACAGAAUUUUAAAAUCUUCCAAAGACGUACAAUUACCAAAGGAUCUCGAGUUGAACGAGCAGACUCUGCUUAGAAUGUAUCGUAAGAUGAUUACACUGAAUGUAAUGGACAAGAUACUCUAUGAAUCUCAGAGACAAGGUCGUAUAUCGUUUUACAUGACUCACACAGGGGAAGAGGCAACUCAAAUUGGUUCAGCAGCAGCUGCUACAUUAGAAGAUAUGAUAUAUGCUCAGUACCGAGAAGCUGGUGUUUUGCUUUGGAGAGGAUAUACUUUGGUAGAGUUUAUGAAUCAGUGCUAUGGCAAUCAUAGAGACACUGGGAAGGGAAGGCAAAUGCCUGUUCAUUAUGGAUCAAGAAAGCUAAACUUCGUUACUAUUUCAUCUCCUCUAACGACACAGUUGCCUCAAGCUGUAGGUACGGCCUAUGCGUUUAAGCGAUCUGGGAAAAAAACGUGCGUGAUGUGUUAUUUUGGCGAUGGUGCCGCUAGUGAGGGGGAUGCACACGCAGCUUUUAAUUUCGCCGCAACUUUGUCCUGCCCGAUUAUUUUCAUAUGUCGAAAUAAUGCCUAUGCAAUUUCGACCCCUACUGUGGAGCAGUUUAAUGGGGAUGGAAUUGCGGCAAGAGGCCCGGCUUAUGGGAUAGAAACGAUACGUGUAGACGGCAAUGAUAUUCUCGCUAUGUAUCAUGCGACGAAAGUUGCUCGUAAUUUUUGUAUCGAUAAAGGGAGACCCGUCUUAAUUGAAGCCAUGACUUAUCGAAUCGGUCAUCAUAGUACUUCGGACGAUAGUACUGCAUACCGUUCGGCCGACGAAAUAGAUCAAUGGAAUCGUUCCUCACCAGUAAUUAGAUACCGCGAUUAUUUGCAAUCAGUCGGAUUAUGGUGCGAACAGCGAGACCAGGAGUUAAAUAAAUCGGUGAGAAGUUCGGUCCUACUUGCUUUUGCGGAAGCGGAAAAAGAACUCAAACCUUGCUGGAAAGAAUUGUUCACAGAUGUAUAUCAUACAAUGCCGAAGCAUUUAUGUAAGCAGAUGCAAUCCAUGGAAAGUCAUAUCGCAGAAUUUGGCAAACAUUAUCCUCUACAUCUUUUCAAAGAGAAACAAUAAUACUCUGUAAUGAACUCACCAUAAUCGUAACGAAACAAUAAGUUUAUAAAGUUUUAUUAUACAUACUAAAUAAUAAAGCAUUUACACGACGUGUCUUAGAACUUAA